Lampris incognitus (smalleye Pacific opah) is the source of this 1341-nucleotide messenger RNA. Its product is annotated as B-cell receptor CD22-like. Lineage: Eukaryota; Metazoa; Chordata; Actinopteri; Lampriformes; Lampridae. The transcript is spliced from 8 exons. The coding region runs from base 1 to 1341 and encodes 446 amino acids. The record is from RefSeq and is a predicted model, not a curated record.
AUGGGACCAUGGCCUGGCAUAGUGUGGCUUAAGAUAAGCCCAAGUUGGCAUCACAUCUUCCUUUUCAUCAGUUCUCCAUCUUACGUGUGUGCCGUGGAAGGAUCAACUGUGGACAUUACAUGCAGCUAUGAGCACUCUGGCUACUUACACGGAAAUGAAACAUCAUUUUGGUUUACCCGAGCAGAGGGCGAUGAUCCCGUGGAUCUGGUGGAGGACUCACAGUACACGGGUCGUGUUGAGUACCACUGUGAAUGGUUGAGGCACUGUACCCUGAAAAUCAAAGACCUGAGAAAAAGUGACUCGGCCAAUUACAAGUUUAGAUUCACAACAAAUGAAGGGAAAUUUACUGGUUCCCCUGGAGUCAACCUGACCGUGACAGAGCUACAGGUGGAGAUAAGCCCAGACGCCACGGUGACGGCAGGAGGCAGAGUGAUGCUAACCUGCAUCACCAGCUGUCGUCUGACUGACAACCCAACCCUCAUCUGGCACCAGAAUCGUCGGGUACUGGCCGAGUCAGAGAGCCAACAGAAUCAACUGGUUUUAGAUCCAGUCGGCAGUCAUCAUGCGGGAGCUUACUCCUGUUCUGUGAAAAACCACCCAGAUCUUAGCUCUCCUGAAAAGAUUCUCACUGUCAGAUAUGCCCCAGAAGUCCCUGCUGUAUCAGUGAGUCCCUCUGAUGAAAUAAAGGAGAACAGUUCGGUGACUCUGAACUGCAGCAGUGCUGCUAACCCUCCAAUACAAAAAUACACCUGGUUCAAGGAGAAUAGAAAUCCAUACAUUUUGAAGAGCCAAGGAAAAUAUUUUGUCUUUGACUCCAUCAAGUCCUCCGAUUCUGGGAUAUAUUUCUGUACAGUUUCGAAUGAGCUGGGUGAAAAGACAUCGGACUCCAUCUUGAUUAAUGUAAAAUGCAUCCUGUUGCAGACUAUGGGCUAUGAUGGUUUUUGCUUGGUUCAAGUCUUCCUUGGGACAGGGGCUUUCAUGAAUGUGCCAACCUUUGCAACUGCUACCUUGCUUGAAGGAGUGGGCAACAUGCAGAAGCUUAACAACUGCACGAAUGCUCCAAAGCUCCCUUCAGUGUCAGUGAUUCCCACCGGUGAAAUAGAGGAAGGCAGUUCAGUGACUUUGAGCUGCAGCAGUGAUGCUAACCCUCCAGUAGAAAAGUACACCUGGUUCAAGGAGAAAGAGUCCUCACCAGUGGCAUCAGGACAGAACUACACCAUAAAUGACAUUAGAACUGACCACAGUGGAAACUAUUACUGUGAAGUCCGUAAUGAAAGAGGUGGAAACAAUUCCACCUCCCAGUUGAUUGUUGUGGCAGGUGAGAUAUGCCUAUGUAACUAG